ACUUUUUUAUACUUUAUUUUACAUCACCCACAAUUUCACCUUUUUCUAUUGAUAUUUAUAUUUACAUUCGUACAUUUCCGUACACUCGAUUUGUUUAACGCCAUACACCUUUUUUAGCACACAUAAAACAAAUAUAAACAUAAAUACAAUAUAAAUAAAAUAUGCGGUUAUAACUGCAGGCGAUGCUGGCCACGACAAAAGUUCUUAUAGUGAGACAUCCAUUCGAAAGAUUGUUGAGCGCUUAUCGUGAUAAACUUGAGAACUCUGUAGCCCGAAGGGACCACGGUACUCUUUAUUUUUAUCGCAAAUAUGGGCGCACUAUUGUCGACAAAUAUCGAGACAAAGCUUUCACUCCGCCACCAAAGGAUCAAUUUAUUUCAAACGAUAACGAGCCAAAACCUGCGGGCAUUGAACCAACGUGGAAAGAAUUCGUAAAUUAUUUAAUAGAUACCGAUCUAGAAAUCUAUUCCGACGACCAUUGGAUCCCGUACUACCUGUACUGCACUCCCUGUUCGCUCAACUACACCUUUAUCUUAAAAGUGGAGACUUUAGACGCAGAUCAGUCAUUAAUAAUAGAAAAAUUGAAUCUAAAAAAUAAAAUCCAUCCGAUUCAUCGUCAUAAAGGAUCCCAAGAUAAAUUAAACCCAUCUAAAAUUUAUUUCCGUCAGUUGACACAACAACAAAUAUCCGAACUUUACAAUAAGUACAAACUUGACUUUGAAAUGUUUGAUUACUCCGCUGAGAUUUAUUAUUCAUACGCUUCAGACUUUUUCCAAUAUACCGACUACUAGUCUCAGCGUUCUUACGAUAGUAAAACAUCCAAAAGUAACACCCAUGAUCACAACAACAUUUUUUUAGAGCGACUGUUUCGAGUUAUCAUAGAUAAAAGAAGAAUAUGAGACUAUCAAAGUUGUUGGGGAAUUUUAUAGAUUAUUUGGAUGACUAAGCGCUUGGUUACUGAAGAAGAAAUUAUUUUUAAAGAAGAAAUACUUUUAAAAGGAGAAAUAAUUUUUUUAAAAAA
Molecule: messenger RNA, 1021 nt
Organism: Cotesia glomerata
Lineage: Eukaryota; Metazoa; Arthropoda; Insecta; Hymenoptera; Braconidae
Product: carbohydrate sulfotransferase 11-like
Exons: 4
Coding region: 183-791 (202 amino acids)
Biological process (GO): carbohydrate biosynthetic process
Cellular component (GO): membrane
Molecular function (GO): sulfotransferase activity
Source: RefSeq, a predicted model, not a curated record